Linepithema humile (Argentine ant) is the source of this 2069-nucleotide messenger RNA. Its product is annotated as ubiquitin-conjugating enzyme E2 J1-like. The record is from RefSeq and is a predicted model, not a curated record. NCBI's taxonomy places the organism in Eukaryota, Metazoa, Arthropoda, Insecta, Hymenoptera, Formicidae.
AUACGUGACUUACGCAUACGUGUGGUAUUUUCUUUUUCACUGAUUUGCGUCUCAAAUCUGGCGUCACUGAUUGCCAGGAGUGAACUCACAUAUAUUUCGGAGUGAACUGGGUAACAUAUAGUGGAGUGUGCGGUGGUACGGCGCGAGCGCGGUGAGCUCACGUCAUAUUUGAUCGUAUUUCGCGACGCGGCGACCGCGUGAACGGACCACGUCGUAGUCUCGUCGAACCGUAACGCCGAAAAUUGUCCGGGCUAACGGCGUAGGACACGCCAAUAAUAAAUAUGUGAGCGAGAUGGACACUGUCGGAUAGUGUGGUGUCGGUGGAUCGGAAAGGAGUAGCGUGAACGGACGUCGAUACGCGUCGUUUCGACACAUAUUAGGAUAUUUAACCUUCGCUUUGGCAAGGGAGACAAAAGAAUAUUACCAAGCUAGAAAGAAAGAGAAAGCCCACGGAAAAUGUCAUUCGAGGGAAAAUACAACGCGAAGAGUCCAGCUGUAAAGAGAUUAAUGAGAGAGGCUCAAGAGCUACAUGAGGCUACGGAAGAAUAUUAUGCAUCUCCUCUCGAGGACAAUUUGUUUGAAUGGCAUUUCACAGUACAAGGGCCACCAUCUACAGACUUUGAAGGUGGUGUUUAUCAUGGAAGGAUCUUACUACCACCAGAGUAUCCUAUGAAGCCACCAAAUAUCAUCUUAUUAACACCAAAUGGACGUUUUGAAACAAACAAAAAAAUAUGUCUGAGUAUUUCUGGUCAUCAUCCUGAAACAUGGCAACCAUCAUGGAGUAUUAGAACGGCAUUGUUAGCUUUGAUAGCUUUCAUGCCUACACCUGGAAGUGGCACCAUAGGAGCACUAGACUACAGCACUGAGGAACGACAAAAGCUUGCUAAAAAGUCACUGAACUGGCAGUGUGAUACAUGUGGAAAAAUUGUAAACUUGUUGUCUAAAAAUUCAGUUAAGAAACCCAUCACUGAGGAGGAACAAACCAUGUUAAAAACGAUUGCUUUAAAAGCUGAUGACUCACCAACGUCCGAUGUAUUAUUUACGGACAAUGCAGGAACUGUAACUGAAAGCGAGGUACGGCAUCGUAAUGUUGAAACAAUCUCAACAGAGAAUAGUACAGAUUAUCCACAACCUGAUAUUACUCUAAAUCAUAUAGAGACUAUGUCCUCUUCGAACGAAUUGUUUUGGACGAUCCUUAUUGUCUCUUUAAUAUUCGCGAUUAUUGUAUUGAUCUUGCGACGACUAUUUCUCGUUUAAUUUAUUCUUUUAUGAAAAUACGUUGUGAACAGAACGAAGUAAAUUUUAUACACAUUUUAUGACUAUUGUUGUUAAACUUACGAUAAAAGAUCCGAUUCAUAUAUUGAAAAAUAACCUGGUUUUCAUGAAAAUGUAAUACGUGAUGAAAGUAUGUCUGCAUAAGUAUAUUUGUAUAUGUUAGUGUAUAUCUGCUUUGUUCCUAAAAAUUGCAUUUAAAUUUAUCUUAUCACAUAUUUUACUUUAUUGCUAAAAUGAAAAAUAAAAAUUAAAUUCUUAGUUAAUAAUUACUGUUUAUUUACUAUAAGCACUAGUCGCUUGUUUCCAUCUGCUACAUAGUAUUAAAAAAUAAAUCAUAUUGUGAUUCAAAUAAUUAUCUAUGAGAUUCAUUAUAUACUUUAUUUUAAGAUGUUAAGAUUCUCAAUGUUUGGAAGUUUUAAUAGUUUGUAUAUUAGUUAUAAUCGAUUAGUUAGAAUAAGCUUGUUAAUUUUUUGAUAACUGUUAUCUGCAAAUACUUUUCGUGCUGCCUAUGUAUAAAUCCAAAUAAAUUCAUAUAAUUAAUCAUUGUAUUAUUUUUGUCGGUAAGUUAUAUUGUCUACUUGCCUAACAUACUAUUUUGUAAUAAAUAUGUAAGCUAUACAAAUAUGUAAUUCUAUAACUUUCAUACACUUUUCAUAUAUGUAUAGCCACUGUAACAAAAUUUGAUGUAAAUUAUAUACUCUGUUAGGGAAAGAGGACUUAGAGCAGAAUCUUGUCUAAAUUCAUUUUUUGUAUGUACAUAGAAAUAUAAUAAAGUAACUAUUUAUUAAAGCAUA